AUGACCUCAGUAUAGUCAACAGCUUCUGUUGUUGAAGAUGAUUUUUGAUAUGCUAACUGCCAUCCUUAGUUCCUAAAUUGCCUAAAGACUCUGGGAAAACAGGACAAGAUUGCCUUAAAGUGGGUUCCCGGACUUGAACAGGCUGAAAAACUAGCCAAAAAAGGGGCAGCUCUUUCAUCCAUGGAACUAGAUCCAAACCAACCCAAAGCGCCGGAGUGUGUGCUUAAGUUGGAAUUGGUAAAAUGGCUUGAGAAAGUUAAGAGGAUAAAUCAAUCGAAAAGGAAGGCGAAGGAACUCCUUUCGUUCAGCAGGCAGGAUUUGAAAAAAAAAUUAUCUACCUCUAUACCACUGCCCUUUUAAUUAUCAUCUAAAGAAGAUGGACAGAGCAUAGGCAGAAACAUGCCGACUCUAAUAGGAGGAAGUAGAAACAUCAGCACAUAGUCUUUGCGAAUGUGAAGACGCGGAGAGGCACCAAGGCAAGUGAUUAGAUAGGUAGAUAUUCCAAGGUAAGGUUUAUGAUUUAGGCUAUGAGAUAAGGGUUCCACAAAAGGUCUAUUUAGGCCGCAAUGGAGAACAGGAUUAUUUAUAAUUCUAAAUUAAUCAACCCAACCUUAAACAAAUAAAUAAAAACUGCCAACCUUGACUUUUGCUUGGUUUUAAUUCAAAAUCAUUUUUAUAGUUUUGAGGUUUUAUAACUGUAUGAAUUUUAAGUCUGUAGAAGCGUUCGGAAAUAAAAAAAUAUUACUCGAGUCAUCAUUGCAUAUAAGGCUACAUAUGGAAUUGACUUUGCAUAUUUAAAAUCAUUUAUGGGAAAGAUGAUUUUGGAAUUUUCCGAGGUGAUUUCAACCCUGGAGAAGUGGAAGGAAGGAAAAGCGUUGUUGAUACGCGGAGAAGGUGGCAAUUUCUGCAGCGGAGGCGAUUUGGACAUGGUCAAAUUGUUGGAUGACAAGGAAAAAGCUAAAUAUCUUCCUGUGAUCAUGACAGACAAUCUGAAAAGGCUUUCUUCUCUUCCACUCGUGACUGCUGUUUAUAUCAACGGAUCUGGGGCGAUUGGAGGAGGAUCCGAGAUCGCAGCAUCGGCGGACGUUCGCAUCAUGGAGAGAGGGUCGAAAAUCGGUUUCGUACACAGAAAGAUGGGCAUCGUGCCUGCCUGGGGUGGUACGUCAAGACUGAAACGCAUCCUGGGAUCCCACAAAGCCCUGAAGAUACUUUUAGAAGGGCGAGUUUAUGACGCGGAAGAAUCUUUGGAAUUGGGCUUGGUGGAUUACAUGGAAGAAGACCUAGAAGGAGCGAGAAAAAGACUAACUUCAUUGGUCGACGGUCUCCAGUACCAAGUCGCUCAGUGUAUAAAGAAAUCUGUGAUGUCUGAUAGUAUUGAAGAACAGGGUGAUAUAUGCUCUGAAUUAAUCGGCGGUGAACAAAAUAAAAAAGCACUUAUGAAUAGAGUGAAACAUAAACAAUAAUUAGUCCAACGGCAAAUUUGUUAUAAUGUUUAUUAAAAUAACUCUGACGUAGUAGGGUUUGAAAAAAAAAAAUUGAUUUAGUAGUAAGAUGUACCUGUAAACUUGUCUUAUCUUGGUCCGUCUAUUCUCCCAAAGUUUGUAUAUCAUCUUCCGGUAUCGAUUAAAACAAAAACAAUAGAAGAAAGAAUUAUGAAAUAGGACACAGACCAACCACUGAAGAUGGCGAAAUGCUUUCAACGUGUAAAACCAGCGAGAAUACGCGGACCAUAUUACUUCAUGAGGCCAAGUACUGAUGGUCUGAUGGUGGUGAUGCACCUCUAGCUUUGUCGUUUUCGAACAUCGGCCUACUCUCGCUGUUUUGUUCUGUUGUGUGUGUGUUUUUCUUCAUUUUAAUUUCAUCCAUUUAUGAUGGAUCUAAUCGUGAUUUUCAUUUAAUCAAACACCCGAAUGAAGAUGGCGAAAGGACGAAACUACAUGUUUCAUACGUUUUGGCAUCCCACCAUUUUACAAAGAUAAAAAAAGUUUCGACUGACGAAAUAAAACAGACCAACAAAUGAAAAAUUAAUUAAAUACGUCUUUUGUAUAAAACCAGCGAGAAUAGACGGAAUAAGGCACAUACCUACCACUGAAUAUGGCGAAAUGCUUUCAACAUACACAACCUCGCUGAUCAAGAUCAUUAAUUGUAUUUCUUCUUGAUGUCUGAUUGUAUAUAUUUUUCCCUCGGAUUAAGAAAAUGUCGGUGCUCCUUAUAUAGUAAGAAUAUUUCACUCUUCUCUUCACGAAUAUGAAAAAAAUGUUACUCGUUUAUCUAUGAUCAUUGCACACGAACCUGUUUCGCUCGUCUGCUAAUUGCGUGCAGCGUGUUGGUCCAGAAAUACGAAAGUGUGGCCAGACGCAAGUUGAUUAAUAUUCAUCAUUAUGUAAAUCCUCUUGUUAGAGAAGAAAAGCAGGAAAAUGAAAUUGUUUGCCUAAUGUGGUCCUCAGGGAGGAUCAUCGCUGGGUUUCUUGUUGCAAACCCGCGGUCAUGGCGAAAAUAAUAAAUCAAACAUACAUUUUAUAGAAUAAAACUAUAUAACAAAAACAAAUCAACAAGUUCAGUUAUUUUGACUUACCUAACUCCAUACCAAGAAGUUAAUAAUAAAUCAUAUAACACUGAGGAAAUCACACAACCGGAAAACAACAAAGCAAUGAAGCCAAUGAAAAUGCACACAUAAGAAAACUAUUUCAUAACGCAUAAAAGAGUGAAAACCUUAAAAAAAGGCCGUAAAAAUCCUAAUUUAAUAUAAUCCUAAAUUAAUAUAUCAAAGGCGAAAAUACACAAAAUCAUCACGAGUAACGGAAACGAAAAUAUAUACGACAAUACGCAAUCGGUAUGAACAAAAUGACAUUGUUUAAGGCAUAAAAGAUCCCAAAUCAGCCUUAAUUGAAAAUCAUUAAAUUAAUACCAGAUAAUCUGAGAGUUGAUGAGCUGUUGCAUUUGACCAAAACUGUUUGUGGUCCGUCAUACCUAGCUCUGCAUACCAAAGACCAACAUUGCAAGUCAUACAGGAUUAAAUUUUACUGCACUAAAUGAUUGGUAAAAUAAAUAUUAGCUUAUAAUCAAUUCAAAAUAGAGAAAUAAAUCAAAUGAAAUUAUGAACCUAAUUAACAAAAUUUAAACAAAUUUCCCAUUGAAUUUCAAAUAUUUUACUCUCGCCGCCUGAUAGUGACUCAACAAAUCUUUCAAUAAAAACCUAGUGGCCGAUAAAUUAUCUGCUACAUAAAGGAUCAUAAAUAUUUUUGACCUAAAAUUCUUUAAAAACAUAAAGCACUAAUUUACCUUGAAUCACGUUUGGUAAAUCAACAAAAUGAUAAACAAAGAAGAAAAUUCAUUCUGGUCCCCUCCUAUUCUCCCUAUUUAUCUUGCACCCCUAAAGAGCAAAUUUACAAGAAUUAAAAAAUUAAACCUGAUGUAACAUAAAUAAAUCGCCAAAUUGCAAAAGACUUCUCAAUGAAUUUUAAAAAAAUGCAUUACAAGCAGUGUCAGUACUUUUGAUAGAAAUCUAGAUACCAGCACGUGGAGAAAACAAACAAAAACCUGAGUAAAAUUGUUUAAAUUGUAAAAUUGACACAAUAAAAUAUUAAUAAUUGUUGAAAUUAUAUUCAGAAUUCAGGAAGGCGAAGAAAUGUAAUUUCCAAACUGUACCGUUUCCGCCCCUUGCUCUUUAUCCGAAAUCACAAUAAAACGACAUUACAUUAAUUUAGAGAUUUAUUCUAAUAAAAUUAUUGAUCAAAUUUCUAUUAAUUCUCCAAUGAAUUUAAGAUAUUUUGAAUUCACAAACUAAAAGUAGUCCAAGGCUUGUCUGUCUAAAAAAGGAAGAGGGUAUAUUAAAAUGUUUCCAAAAUAGAACAAUAUAACAUUAAUAUUACGUCUGGUAUUUAGGAAGUCAAUGAGAUAUUUUAAAUUCACAAACUAAAAUUAGUUCCAAGGCUUUUCCUUGUAAAAGACAGGGCAAUAGUAAAUUAAAAUGUUUCCUAAAUGAACAAUACAACAUUAACAUUACAUCUGGAAUUUUGGAUGCCAAUGAGAUGUAAUUUGGUUAAAGCCAGUCCUGGCCCACACGUUCUCACACAUUAUUGAAAUCACAAUAAAUUAUUACUACAAAUUAACAUUAAUGUUAAAUUAAUCCAUUUCUACUAGUAGUCAUAAAAGUUAGUGCCCGCUCAUGAUACUAACUUUUUCAUCUCAACCAAGACUUUAGAUAAAAAUUAUAAUUGAUGUUAAAUCUGAAUGAAUGCAUUAAGAUUAGACUGAAUAGCAGCACAAUCUAACUUAAGACAGCGUUAAAUCAUCAACCAAUAUAAGUACAGAACUAUUUCUGAUAAUGCAAGUAAUAUCAUUAAAAAAAUAAAGAUAAAAACCCUGAUGAAGA
Molecule: messenger RNA, 4375 nt
Organism: Cimex lectularius (bed bug)
Lineage: Eukaryota; Metazoa; Arthropoda; Insecta; Hemiptera; Cimicidae
Product: ethylmalonyl-CoA decarboxylase-like
Exons: 3
Coding region: 807-1463 (218 amino acids)
Biological process (GO): fatty acid beta-oxidation
Cellular component (GO): cytosol
Molecular function (GO): enoyl-CoA hydratase activity
Source: RefSeq, a predicted model, not a curated record